Messenger RNA from Penicillium cataractarum, 3786 nucleotides. RefSeq names its product pentatricopeptide repeat protein. Lineage: Eukaryota; Fungi; Ascomycota; Eurotiomycetes; Eurotiales; Aspergillaceae. Gene Ontology annotation, molecular function: protein binding. The transcript has a single exon. The record is from RefSeq and is a predicted model, not a curated record. Bases 1 to 3786 code for a protein of 1261 amino acids.
AUGGUCUUCAAGCCAUUCACCCAUCUCGCGCGUCAGAGUUUCACCAAAGCCUUCACCCAUGGCUAUGCUCAGUCGGUAGUGGCCGCAUCGCAGUCCUACGCGUCGUCCACAACCCUCAACCAACUCUCCCUCCAACCCGCCGCCAAGUUUUCCCGCACCACACAACUCCAGAAUGCCUUCUCGAAUGCCUCCAGUUCGUCCGGCGCUGGCGCCAAGGCCAGCCAGGGUACCGGUGGUAACGGUGACUUCGGUCUAGCCGCCUACUAUGCUGCCUGGCAGCACGCCCAGCAGACCGGCGACGAUACCGACUGGCGCCAGUUCCAGUUCAAGCGGCGCAUUGGCUGGCAGCCCAACGAGGAAAUCGAGGAUGCAAAGGAUGAGCGCAUCCCUUCUCCCGAACCCCCACACUUGACCAAGGCCGCUGUCAACGAGAAUGUGAGCGCACAGGUUGAGGAGGCUGUCGCCCGGGAGAUUCAGAUUCAGGAGGAGCAGGCACAAGCGGAAGAGGCUUCGGACGUGACCGAGGCAGUCGUUGCUGAGUCGGCCGUCGAGGAUGUUGUUAUCUCGGAGGCAAUCUCGGAGGAGAGUAGGAUCGCCUCUGAGCGCAUCGUGCAGUUAGCCUCGGAGAAGAACUACUAUGAGAUCCCGGCAGCAUUCGAGUCGAUUCUCCGCGAAGGUCUGACUCCGACGGUCGAUGCAUACAACGCUCUUUUGGUUGCCGCUAUCCGUCUUCAUCCCGAGCCCGCUCAGGCCAUUCACAAGGCUCUCGAUGUGUACUCUGAUAUGCUUCGUCGCAGGGUAAUUCCCGACGAAGAUACUUAUCAGACUCUCGUCCAGCUGUUGGUCACCCAGGCCAACCAUGCGAUCGAGGCCAAGGAAGUGCUUGAACAGGAACGCGUCCGGUAUGGUGGUAUGGAGGAGCCCGGCAAGUUUAUGCUGCAGUCGAGCGAGCUGGAGCGUGACCUACUUGCUGAGGACCACUCCCUGUCCAUCGCCGUGAAGCUGUUCGACACUGCUACGAGCCGCCACUCUCGUCUCGUCUUCCCCGUCGACUUGUACCGCCAUCUCAUCAUUGCCUGCGCUCGCGAGGGCAAGGUCGAGGAUAUGAUCCGCAUCUACUCUCACAUGGAGAUGCAAAAGGUGACUCCUCACGCGUCCAUCUUCCCCUUCAUGAUUGACGCUUUUGCCGGCGCGCGCGAUCUGUCGAGCGUGGUCGAGUGCUACAACGAGUACCGCAACCUGGCCAUGUCUGACGAUAACGGUGUCUUUGCCAUCAUCAAGCGUCUCGAUGGUCAAGUCUAUGCGGCCGUCAUCCGUGCUUAUCUGUCCUGUGGCAAGGAAGAGGGCGCCAUGCACUUCCUCGACCGGAUCCGUUCUUCGUUCGACGAAGUUACCGAGAACCGCGAAAGCCGCUGGGCUGCUGUGGAAGCUGUCAUUGUUCAGGAUGCCCUCGUGCAGCACUUUUUGAAUGUUGGUGAGCACGGUAAGGCCCUGGAUCAGGCUAAGGAGCAAUUGCACGAUGCGGCUCGCGAUCAGGCCAUUUCUCGGAUCUGCAUUUCUGCGGCCGACGGUGGCGAUCUUACCACUGCCUCCGAAGCAUAUGACCGUCUGUCUACCUCCCCCGAUACCCGUCAGAAUCCUGCCAUUUCACUCCUUGCGCUUCACGUCCGCCAGGGCAAUGUUUCUGCUGCCCGUUCUCUGUGGAUCAUGUUGAACACUGUGGGUCAGGCAACCCCGGAUAUGGUCCAGCCGACCGCGAUGUACGCGGUUGCGUUGUUGAAGAGCGGCCAAGUUGAGGAUGGUCUCCAUGAGGCUCGCAACAUGUUUGCUCGUAUCCGCAACGCCUCCGCCAAGCAGGUCACCGUCGCCCCUGCCACUGUCCGUGAGCAGAUCACCGAGUCACUUCACCUCUUCGGCCGUGUUCUCAUGGAGACGGCCGCUGUUCUCUCUCCUCAGGCCUCGAUGUCUCUUCUAUGGUCUAUGGUCGAGAACGGUGGCUUGGUGUCUCCUCUUGCGGAGCACGCCGUCGCUAGCCUGGGUCCUAUGGGUAUCUCGCAGUUGAACCCCGCCGACCUCACCCUGGCCCUUCAGGUCCAGGCCCGUAUGUUGGCUGGCAACAGUGCUCUGCUCUUUGACGUUGCCCACCCGAUCCGCUUUGCCCACAUGCUCGAUGUCGCUCUCUCCGCCGCUUUGCCUUUGGAUACCUACACUACCCGUCUGGUCGACCAGGCCGUCGCCAAGCUGUUCACCAGCCGUCCCGACAUCGUCAAGAGAUGGCAGGAUCACGUUGAGGCAUCGACCCAGGGCUCCUUCCUGUCGGACCGCCACAGCCCCGUUUCCAUGACCGAGACCAACAUCACGACCCCUUCUGUUAGCCCGGAUUCCUUCGACCCGUAUGCCCAUGCCACCGACUUCCGAGGCUCUGCCAUCAUUGCCGAUGAGCUCGAGAAGACCACCGGUCGCGCCGAGACCCACCUCAACGAGGCUCUGAUUCGUCUCAAGAACAUGCGUCGCAUUGGUCGUCACCCUCGCUACAUCACCUACGCGAAGCUCAUCACUGCUGCUGCCAAGGUCGGUCGCAUGGAGUUGGUUCACGAGAUCCAUGCCAUGGCCCGCGCCGAUGUCCCUUUGAACCCGGCUCACAACGCUGUCAAGUACGGUUGGGUUUCUAUCCUCGAUGCUAUGGUCUCCGCCUGCCUCACCCUCGGUGAUCGUCACCUGGCCGGUCAGUACCACCAGGAGCUCCUCGGUCUGGGUUCGGCGCCGUCCGCCAACACCUUCGGCCUUUACAUCACCACCCUGAAGGAGUCGACCAAGACCUUUGACGAAGCCACCGAGGCCCUGAAGAUCUUCCACCGCGCUGUCGCUGAGGGCGUUGAGCCCACCUCGUUCCUGUACAACGCGCUUAUUGGCAAGCUUGGUAAGGCCCGUCGCAUUGAUGACUGCCUUGCCUACUUCGCCGAGAUGCGCGCCAACAACGUCCGCCCUACGAGUGUCACCUAUGGUACUAUCGUCAACGCCCUUUGCCGUGUCAGCGACGAGCGCUUCGCCGAGGAGAUGUUCGAGGAAAUGGAAUCCAUGCCCAACUACAAGCCGCGCCCCGCACCGUACAACUCGAUGAUCCAGUACUUCCUGAACACCAAGCGUGAUCGUUCCAAGGUCCUCGCCUACUACGAGCGCAUGCAGGCCCGCAACAUCAAGCCCACCAUGCACACCUACAAGCUGCUCAUUGAUGCUCACGCCUCGCUCGACCCCGUUGACAUGCCCGCCGCCGAACGUGUCCUUGCCGACAUGCAAGCUGCCGGUGUCCAGCCGGAUGCCGUGCACUAUGCUUCGCUCGUCCACGCCAAGGGCUGCGUUCAGCACGAUCUCCCCGCCGCUCGCAAGGUGUUUGACUCCGUGCUCGCAGACCGCCGUGUACGUCUGCAGCCGUGCCUGUACCAGGCCCUCUUCGAGGCCAUGGUUGCUACCAACCGCGUUGCGGAUACCGAGGAAAUUGUCAGUGGCAUGAAGCAGCGCAACGUCGAGAUGACCGCUUACAUUGCCAACACGCUCAUCCACGGCUGGGCUACCGAGGGCAAUGUCUCCAAGGCUAAGACCAUCUACGACAGCAUCGGCAUUGAGAAGCGCGAGCCUAGCACCUACGAGGCUAUGACUCGCGCAUUCCUCGGUGCCGAUGACCGGGCUGCAGCUGCCGGCAUCGUCCAGGAGAUGAUGUCGCGCGGAUACCCAUCCGCCGUGGCAAGCAAGAUCAUCGACCUGGUCGGCGCUGCUCCCUCCGUCUAA